UUUGAAUUUCAGAUAAUUCCAGUUAGCCCAGGCUAUGCUGUUCGCCAUUGAGGAGAUCAAUAACCGAUCGGAGCUGCUACCAGGCAUUUCUCUGGGGUACAGGAUUUAUGAUUCUUGUGGCUCCAUUGCUAGAAGCAUUAAAGGUGCACUGGCCUUGGUUAACGGUAACGAAAAUGUGUCUGACACUUCAAAGGCAUGCACAAAACCCGCUAAUGUGCAGGCCAUGAUGGGAGAAGCGUCUUCAUCUCCGAGCAUGGCUAUAGCUACUGUCAUCGGACCGUUUCAUAUCCCACUGAUCAGCCACUUUGCCACAUGUGCUUGUCUCAGUGAUAAAUCCAAAUAUCCCUCAUUUCUCAGAACAAUACCCAGCGACUACUAUCAGAGCAGAGCUCUGGCCCACUUAGUGAAGCACUUUGGAUGGACUUGGGUCGGAGCCGUGCGAUCAAAUGAAGAUUAUGGCAAUAAUGGCAUGGCUAUAUUUACAGAAACUGCACAGCAGCUGGGUAUCUGUGUGGAAUAUUCCACGACUUUCUUUAGAACCGAUUCGUCAGACAAAAUACAACGACUGAUUGAAAUGAUCAAGGGCUCAACAUCGAGGGUGGUUGUUGCUUUCCUCUCUCACAUGGACAUGGAUGUGCUCAUACAACACUUGUCAAACUACAACUUGACCGGGUACCAGUGGGUGGGCACAGAGGCCUGGAUCUUUGAUUCCCAAACCGCAUCCAGAGAUAAGAAUCACAUUCUGGACGGAGCCGUAGGCCUUUACAUUCCCAAAGCGCACGUAUCCGGUCUCAGAGAGUUCAUGUUUGACGUGAGGCCACUCAACUCGUCCAACGCCGACUUGUUCACAGAGUUCUGGGAGGGAUUGUUUAGGUGCAAGUUUAAGCCGUCGGAAUCACCAGAAAUGCAGAAAGAGUGCACCGGACACGAAGAUCUGACGGGAGUGGAAAACGUUUUCACGGAAAUGUCCCACAUGUCCAUCUUUAACAACAUGUACAAAGGAGUGUAUGCUGUGGCUCACGCACUGCACACCGUGCUCAGCUGCAAUCGAACGUGUGACAUCAGCACGAAGCUCGAUCCAUUAACAAUUUUACGCCACAUAAAAAACAUCCACUUCAAAACAAAGGGAGGAGAUGAGGUUUAUUUUAACGAGAAUGGAGAUCCGGCUGCAAAAUACGAAAUCAUAAACUGGCAGAGGAAAGAAAAUGGCAUUGUGGACUUUGUCACUGUGGGUUUCUACGAUGCCUCGCUGCCACCAGAUAAACAGAUGAAUCUACAAAACGAGUCUUUAGUUUGGGCACAGAACUCUAAAGAGGUGCCUGUAUCUGUUUGCAAUGAGAGAUGUCCACCAGGAACAUGCAAGGUUCUCCAGAAAGGAAAACCUGUGUGCUGCUACGACUGUAUAAAAUGUGCAGAGGGAGAAAUAAGCAACAGCACAGAUUCUGUCAGCUGUGUGAGAUGCCCCCUUGAAUCCUGGCCGAACGAGAAGAGAGACGCUUGCGUAAAGAAGGAGGCCGUGUUUCUUUCAUAUGAAGAAAUUAUGGGAGCGUUGCUCACCACAGCGUCUCUGUUCGGAACGUGCAUGACUUCUGUCGUGGCGUACAUUUUUAUUAAAUACAGGAACACUCCUCUUGUCAGGGCAAACAACUCUGAGCUGAGCUUCCUGCUGCUCUUCUCCUUAAAGAUGUGUUUCCUCUGCUCUCUGACGUUCAUCGGCCAGCCCUCUGAGUGGUCCUGCAUGCUGCGGCACACAUCGUUUGGCAUCGCCUUUGUCCUCUGCAUCUCCUGUGUCCUGGGGAAAACCAUAGUGGUUUUAAUGGCGUUCAAAGCUACACUUCCUGGUAGAAAUGUGAUGAAAUGGUUUGGACCCGUACAGCAGAGACUGAGCGUGUUGGGUUUCAGCGUAGUACAAGUUAUCAUCUGUAUCCUCUGGUUGAUAAUCUCUCCUCCAUUUCCAUCCAAGAAUUUUAAAGAAUUUAAAGACAAAAUAAGCUUGGAGUGUGCUCUGGGCUCUUCUGUGGGCUUCUGGGCUGUGCUUGGUUACAUUGGGUUUCUCGCCACAUUAUGUUUUAUUUGUGCUUUUCUGGCUCGUAAACUGCCUGACAAUUUCAACGAAGCCAAAUUCAUCACCUUCAGCAUGUUGAUAUUCUGCGCUGUGUGGAUCACUUUCAUCCCAGCGUACGUCAGCUCUCCUGGGAAGUUCAGUGUGGCUGUAGAAAUCUUUGCUAUCCUGGCCUCCACUUUUGGGCUGUUAAUUUGUAUUUUCAUCCCCAAAUGUUAUGUCAUAUUAAUGAAACCAGAAAGAAAUACUAAAAAGAGUAUGAUGGGAAAAGGGGCUUGA
Molecule: messenger RNA, 2341 nt
Organism: Xiphophorus hellerii (green swordtail)
Lineage: Eukaryota; Metazoa; Chordata; Actinopteri; Cyprinodontiformes; Poeciliidae
Product: extracellular calcium-sensing receptor-like
Exons: 5
Coding region: 35-2341 (768 amino acids)
Biological process (GO): G protein-coupled receptor signaling pathway
Cellular component (GO): plasma membrane
Molecular function (GO): G protein-coupled receptor activity
Source: RefSeq, a predicted model, not a curated record